Molecule: messenger RNA, 1335 nt
Organism: Nanorana parkeri
Lineage: Eukaryota; Metazoa; Chordata; Amphibia; Anura; Dicroglossidae
Gene: UBFD1
Product: ubiquitin family domain containing 1
Exons: 7
Coding region: 149-985 (278 amino acids)
Molecular function (GO): RNA binding; cadherin binding
Source: RefSeq, a predicted model, not a curated record
GACCGGCCUCUGUUUGUCUCUAUGGUAUUCAGACAUCCAAGCGGCUCUCUUCCGGUCCUGGCUAGGGCUACAGUUGCCGGCUGGGUCCAAAGCGGCUGAUUGUGAGUUUCCCGGCAGCCCUCGCGCUGGAGACUUGUACACAAUCAUCAUGGCGUCCCAGGACGAAAUGGAAGAGCUGGGGAUGGAGGCGGAUGGACAGAAGUUACUGCUGAACUGUGCGGAGGGUGAAGGCACAAGUUCUCAGGACAGCGGCUCCGCACAGCCAGAGGCAGUCAGCAAUGGAGAGGAAUCUGAGUCAGAGAAAGAACUUGUGGAGUUUAAGAUCAUCUGGAAUAAGAAUAAGUAUGAUGUGAAGCUCCCUUUGGACAGCACCGGAGCAAGCCUUAAACAGAAGAUUCAUACACUCACAGGUCUUCCACCAGCUAUGCAGAAAGUCAUGUUUAAGGGGUUACUUCCCGAAGACAAAACACUAAGGGAAAUCAAAGUCACCAAUGGAGCAAAAGUUAUGGUAGUAGGAUCCACCAUCAACGAUGUGUUGGCUGUUACCACACCCAAAGAAACCAUCCAACAAGAGGUGAAAGAAGAAGAGAGCAAGAAGGAGCCAUUGUGCAAACAGAAGCAACAUAGGAAAGUGCUGGAUAAGGGAAAACCUGAAGAUAUAAUGACAUCUAUAAAAGGAGUGCAGGAGCGCCUUCCAACUACACCCAUAUCCGGUAUGUACAAUAAGUCUGGGGGGAAAGUCAGAUUGACGUUUAAACUGGAGCAAGACCAGAUAUGGAUAGGUACAAAAGAGAGAACAGAGAAAAUUCCCAUGGGUUCUAUUAAAAAUGUAAUCUCUGAGCCAAUUGAAGAACAUGAUGAUUAUCACAUGAUGGCUUUCCAGCUGGGUCCUACUGAAGCAUCUUAUUACUGGGUAUACUGGGUGCCAGUGCAAUACGUGGAUGCCAUAAAGGACACAGUGUUAGGAAAAUGGCAGUAUUUUUGAAGUUACCUUCACCUCUGGCAUAGAAUACGAGACGCUGGGAGGAGCCAAGAAACCACCUUUUCCCAUCCUGCACCACAGAAACCGAUCCCCCCUCCUUCACCGCCAUCACCUUACGGUGAUUACCCAUUUCCCAGUGCUCCAUAGAACCUUACAGGGGUGGAACUUUUGCCAUGCGAAGCAGCCUGUGAGGAUACAGAAUGCUUAUUCUAUAGGAGCCAGAGGUGACUGAUCGUACCUAGUUUACAUUUUUAACGUUUUUUCAAGUUGUGGGAUCCUGACCGCAGCUGCAUCAGCCAUAUACCCAAGAAUAAAACAACUCCUCCCCCCCCCCCCUCUUUUUUUUUUUUUUU